This is a messenger RNA of Thelazia callipaeda (thelaziosis nematode), 419 nucleotides long. The record is from the annotation of a GenBank genome assembly. NCBI's taxonomy places the organism in Eukaryota, Metazoa, Nematoda, Chromadorea, Rhabditida, Thelaziidae.
AUGAAUCAUUGUGAACUCAAGUCAUGUUGCCGGAUAUGUAAGAAUGACGAUAACGCUUUUAUGACAUGCUCUGUUUGUGGAAAAAAAUAUCAUUUAAAAUGCUUGGGGUACAAAGAAGAAUCAUUACGUCUGAUAUCUCAAAAGCGAUGUUCUUCGUGGUUGUGCCCGGUAUGCAUAUUUUGCAAUAAAUGCAAAGAACCGAUAAAUGAUGUUAUGCUAAGCACUUAUUUCUCUUAUUUGCAAUGUUUACAGCCUGAAAGUGUGCAGUGCUUUUCGUGUGACAUUGCUUUUCACGGAAAAUGUAAGCCAAGAUCUGGGAAACUGACUAAUUUGAUGAAUCCACUGUCGAAGUGGUUUUGUCAAGCAUGUAAACCUCCUUCCGAUGGAUGGUUUGUUUAUGAAAAUAAUAGAAAUUAAUU